Molecule: messenger RNA, 4727 nt
Organism: Vigna radiata var. radiata (mung bean)
Lineage: Eukaryota; Viridiplantae; Streptophyta; Magnoliopsida; Fabales; Fabaceae
Product: pentatricopeptide repeat-containing protein At3g49740
Exons: 2
Coding region: 122-2263 (713 amino acids)
Biological process (GO): RNA modification
Molecular function (GO): protein binding; RNA binding
Source: RefSeq, a predicted model, not a curated record
UAUUUUGCAAAACAUUAGUAUUAGGAGCAUUACGUUCAAAAGGUUGCAUGUAUAAAUUGUUUGGUCUAGUACACUUCCUUUCCUUCUUCUUCAUCGUCAUUGUUUCAUAAACAAAUGAGAAAUGAAAGGUCUGCUGCAACUGAACCAAAUGCUGGCAGACCUCAUUCGCUCCAACCACCACACCCAAUCCUUAACCCUCUUCGUUAUCGCCCACUCCACCUUCACACCUGACCACUACACCCUCUCCGCCGCCCUCACCGCCGCCGCCAAUGCCCGCCACAUCACCUUCGGCGCCCAGCUCCAUUCGCACGCAGUCCGAACAGGGCUCUGGGCCCACUCCCACGUCGCCAACUCCCUCCUCUCGCUCUACGCCAAGACCCAUGACCUCGCCUCCGUCGAACGUGCGUUUAGCGAAAUACAUUGCCCCGACGCGUAUUCGUGGACCACGCUGCUCUCGGCCUGUGCCAAACUGGCCCCUAUUACCCAUGCCCUUCAACUGUUCGACCAAAUUCCCAAACGACACGUGGCGGUCUGGAACGCUGUCAUUACCGGGUGUGCGGACAAGGGUCAUGAAGAUCUUGCUUUUAACUUGUUCAGGGACAUGCAAAAGAUGGGUGUUAAGGCUGAUAAAUACACUUUUGCCACCAUGUUGAGUUUGUGCUCCUGGGAGCUUUUGGAUUAUGGAAGGCACGUGCAUUCGGUGGUUAUCAAAAGUGGUAUUUUGGGUUGGACUUCUGUGGUUAAUUCUUUGAUCACUAUGUAUUUUAAGUGUGGGUGUGUUGUGGAUGCUUGUAAGGUGUUUGAGGAAGCAGAAGGUAGCACGUGUGAUUAUGUUACGUAUAAUGCAAUGAUAGAUGGUUUUGCAAGUGAGGAGAGAAGUGAGGAUGCAUUUUUGAUAUUCAGAGACAUGCAAAAGGGCUGUUUUGGUCCAACGGAAGUUACCUUUGUGAGUGUCAUGAGUUCCUGUUCAUGUUUAAGAGCUGGUUGUCAAACGCAGGCUCAAGCUAUCAAGAUGGGUCUUAUUGGUUGUGUUGCUGUGAACAAUGCAAUGCUGACAAUGUAUUCUGGGUUUGGGGACGUUUAUGAGGUUCGAGAUAUUUUUGAGCGAAUGGAGGAAAGGGAUGUUGUUUCAUGGAACAUAAUGGUUUCAACGCUUCUACAAGAAAAUCUCGAGGAAGAAGCAAUUUUGAGCUAUUUGAAAAUGAGGAGGGAGGGAAUUGAACCAGACGAGUAUACUUAUGGAAGUUUGCUGUUUGCUACAGAUUCUUUGCAAGUUGUGGAGAUGAUCCACUCCCUUCUAUGCAAAAGUGGGUUUGGGAAAAUUGAAGUUUUGAAUGUGUUAGUUUCUGCAUACUGCAGACAUAGGAAGAUGAAGAGUGCUUUUCGAAUCUUCUCUGCCGUUCCCUAUAAAAAUUUAAUAUCUUGGAACAGUAUCAUAUCUGGGUUUUUGAUGAAUGGACAUCCGUUACAUGGGUUAGAGCAAUUCUCUGCAUUACUUCGUGCACAAAUCAAGCCAAAUGCCUAUUCCCUCACUCUUGUUCUGAGUAUUUGUUCUAGCAUGUCAGCCAUGAGUCAUGGGAAACAGAUUCAUGGUUACAUACUAAGACAUGGUUUUUCUUCAGAAGUUUCUUUGGGUAAUUCCUUGGUCACAAUGUAUGCCAAAUGUGGAUCUUUGGAUGGGGCUUUGAGAGUAUUUGAUGCAAUGGUGGAGAGAGAUACAAUCUCUUGGAAUGCUAUAAUAUCUGCUUAUGCACAGCAUGGACGAGGGAAAGAAGCUGUGUCCUGUUUUGAGGCAAUGCAGACCACACCUGGAAUCAGACCAGACCAGGCUACCUUUACUUCAGUUCUUUCUGCUUGCAGCCAUGCAGGUUUGGUCGAUGACGGUGCCUGUAUUUUUUAUACAAUGAUAAAAGUUUAUGGAAUUUUGCCAAGUGUGGAUCAUCUUUCUUGCUUGGUUGAUCUUCUCGGUCGCAGUGGAUACCUUGAUGAGGCAGAGACCGUUAUUAAAGAUGCAUAUUUGGGAGCACAUUCUAAUAUGUGCUGGUCAAUGCUUAGUGCUUGUGCAGCUCAUGGUAAUUUAAAGCUAGGAAGAGCAGUUGCGAGACUUAUUCUGGAAAGAGACAAUGACAAUCCAUCAGUUUAUGUGCUUUUAUCAAAUAUAUGUGCAAAAGCAGGUCAGUGGGAAGAAGCAGCUAAUCUUAGAGAUAUGAUUAGAGAGUUUGGGACAACAAAGCAGCCUGGUUGCAGUUGGAUCAGAACCUAAGACUUACUGGUCAUACAUUCUUGCAAAUUAUAAGCACCAGCUGAAUAUGAUGGAGGUCCUACACAGAUUUCAAUUUUGAAUAAACUUGGUCAUAGAGUAUGAUGUGAUAUGCAAGAAAGAGGAAUUUGUAGCAGAAAAUUUGCUAUUAGUAUCCCCGGGCACGUGGUUUCCAAUACUUAUUUUCUCCAAGUGAAAGUAAAAAUGGCCAAAGUUUGGGUAUUUUCUACAUAGAGACGGUGUUAGAGGAGCUGAAAGUAAGAUGAGUUUGAAGUAUGGUUUUCAAAGAUCUGGGUGGACGAGCAAUGGAAGCUCCUAGAUGUAAGUUUCACUGUUAGGAAAGGAAAAUAUUUUUUUUUCCGAAUGUGAGAUAUGUGUUUAUGUCCAUAUCAUAAUUAGGAGACCAUUCGAUUAUGGAUAAUGACACUUUGACACCUAAAAGUGACAAACUUUUGAUACCGCUAUGUGUCAUUUUCUUAGUGGUUCAUCUGUCAAAUAAUAAGAAAAAACAAAAUGACAUGUAAGUGAAUUGAGACAAGGGUUGAAAGUGGUGGUUUCAUUUUGGCAUUCAAAAUCAGAUUUCAUAUUUGGGAUUAAAAAAACUCUAGAGAGAGAAGAAGCCUAGGCCAUGGAGAAGAGAUUUUUCACUUCGACGGAGUUUCCACCGCCACUUUCAAACCUGUGUCGUUUACCGUUCACCGGAGGACAUUCCGGCGUUGUACCGUUGAUUGGAAUGUGCCCAGGCUAUCGAAAACUUAGUCGUUCUGCCGUCAUGCCCCGAAAACUUAGUCGUUCUGCCGUCGUGCCCUGCGAUUCGCGACUCCAAAGCUUUUGUUCGGUGUGUAUGAGUUUUUUCCUACAUUUUUUUCGAUUUAGUUAUUUUUUGUGUUCUAUGGUUGUUUUUCUCAUGUAUUUUGGUUGAAUGAACCGUUAUAGGAUGUGAGAACUUUGUUCAUUGUUUCAUUAUAGAGACUUUUUUGGGGGUGACUUUAUUUUUUUAAUAUUGAUUAAGAUGACCUUUUUUUGGGGUGACUUUAUCUUUUUAAUAUUGAUUAAGAUUUUUUUGUUGGGUCGUUUGCCAUAUGUUCCGUGAUUUUAAGAUAGUUUACUUGUGUGGAUGUGUUGGUAUAAAAAUUAUUUUAGGAUAAUUCAAUGUUUUAAUGAUUGAUUUCUCAAAUUGUGAAGCCAAUUAGUGUUGAUAUAUUUCUUUAAAUUUUAAAAAGUUUGUUGAUGUUGUAUUUUGGUGCUUACGUUUUACAGUGAUGGAUUGCUUUAAAGAAGAAAGUCAUAUCAAAGUAAGUAAAUGUGAUGUAUUGAAAAUGUCAUUGAUGGUAGGGAAUCAUUCCUUUUUCCUUCUACUAGAGAUCUUGGUUCGUCAUUGUUUGAUGUGAAAUUGACUAAAUGGGAAUGUGAAGGAAAUCAUUUGAGAAUAUAAUGAGGAACAAAGGGUUCAGAGAGGUUAUAUUCUUUGGUUAUAAGAAUGACAUCAUUUGCAAAGUUUUAGUUUUAGAGACUCGGAAUUCAACAAAGUCUGAAAAAUGAUGAAAGGAAUUUUACACCCACUAUGACUUAAAGGAAGGAAACGUUCUGGUCUUCGAGGUUAACAACCAGUAUGGACCCAGAAGUCAUAACUAAACUCACUUAUAAAGUUCAAAUAAGUGGUUGUAAACCUCGAAGACCAAAGCGUCUCCUUCCAUCCUUUAAGUCAUACUGGGUGUAAAAUUCCUUCCAUUCUUUUCCAAACUUUGUUGAAUUCCGAGUCUUCGAAACUAAAACUUUGCACAUAAUGUCAUCCUUAUAACCAAGGAGCAUAACCUCUAUGAACCCUUUGUUCCUCAUUAAAUUUCCAAAGGUACUUUGCAAGUCCUAUAAGUAAUAGAAGUCAAUGACAUUGUGAUGUUCAAAUUAUAUUCACCAAUACUGGGCAAGAAUAAAAUUAUUACAGAUGUACGAAAUGACUUCCUUCACAUUCCGGUUUAAUCAAUUUCACAGCAAACAAGGAUGAAUCAUGAUCUCUAGUAGAAGGAAAAAAGAAUGAUUCCCUAUCAACAAUGACAUUUUCAAUACAUUACAUUUACUUACAUACGACUUCCUUCUUUAAAGCAAUUCAUCACUGUAAAAACGGAAGCACCAAAAUACAACAUCUACGAAAAAAUCUUCAACGAAAAGUUCAACAAACUUUUUAAAAUUUAAAGAAAUAUUAGUUCGCUUCACAAUUUGGGAAAUCAAUCAUUAAAACAUUGAACUAUCCUAAAAUAAUUUUUAUACCAACACACCCACACAAGUGAACUAUCUUAAAAUCACGGAACUCUGGCAAAAGACUCAAAAAAAAACCUUAAUCAAUAUUCAAAAAAUAAAGCCAUCCAAUAAAAGGUCUCUGUAAUGAAAUAAUGAACAAAGUUCUCGCAUCCUAUAAUGGUUCAUUCAACCUAAAUACAUAAGAAAAACAACCAAAAAUAACUAAAUC